Molecule: messenger RNA, 15475 nt
Organism: Podarcis raffonei (Aeolian wall lizard)
Lineage: Eukaryota; Metazoa; Chordata; Lepidosauria; Squamata; Lacertidae
Gene: MUC5AC
Product: mucin 5AC, oligomeric mucus/gel-forming
Exons: 49
Coding region: 35-14413 (4792 amino acids)
Cellular component (GO): extracellular matrix
Molecular function (GO): protein binding
Source: RefSeq, a predicted model, not a curated record
GUCGUUCGGUACCUGUUGCCGAAUCCCAGCCAAGAUGGGGACAGGCAGGGGGGCAAGGAUACCACUAUGGAUACCAAUGAUAGUGAUCGCCUUAACAUGCCAAAAAGUCAACACCCAGGUUGAACAAUCCCAGUAUGAAGACCAGCAAUCCCAGUAUGAAGACCAGCAGUAUGAUCAACAGCAGCAGCAGUCAAAUUACGACUAUCCAUCUGUGCAGCCGACACAUGAUGACCCUUUUGUCAAACCAUCUCGUAGUCCUCCUGUGACCAUCAUCCCUCCCAUGAGAACAACUCUGGCUGUGAAAGCCGGAAACUCUGCUCACAAUGGGAGAGUGUGUAGCACAUGGGGCAACUUCCAUUUCAAGACCUUUGAUGGGGACAUCUACCAUUUCCCUGGCACCUGCAACUACGUCUUUUCCUCCCACUGCAAAUCUGAUUAUGAAGACUUCAACGUCCAAAUAAGGCGCUCUGUGGUUGAGAAUGCUGCCAUUAUCAGCCAUAUCAUCAUAAAAAUUGAUGGAGCAGCCAUUGAACUGACGCCACACUCCAUUACUGUCAAUGCAGAACAUGUCCAGCUGCCCUACAGCCACUUGGGAAUCUUGAUGGAGACAGUCUCAGGUUACCUGAAAAUUGUUUCCAAGCUAGGCUUGGUGAUCAUGUGGAACCAAGAGGAUGGCCUUCUGCUUGAACUGAAUGAGAAAUAUGCUAAUCAGACUUGUGGACUUUGUGGAGACUUCAAUGGAAUCUCAACUUUCAAUGAAUUUGUUUCUAACAACAUCAAACUGAAUCCUGUGCAGUUUGGAAACAUGCAGAAGAUGGAUGGACCCACCGAAGAAUGCCAAGAUCCUGCCCCUUCAGCUGCAAGCAAUUGCAGUCAGGAGUUUAGUACUGUCUGCCAAACAGUAUUGACUGGUGAAGCAUUCAUGGGCUGCAAUGCACUGGUUGAAGUACAAGAUUACAUUGAUGCUUGUGUACAAGACUUGUGCAGCUGUGAUAAGUCUGCCACUGAUUAUUGCAUUUGCAACACCUUUGCUGAAUAUUCCCGGCAAUGUGCCCAUGCUGGUGGACUGCCAAUGGAAUGGAGGACAGAAGAUCUGUGUGCCAAGACAUGCCCUUUCAAUAUGGUACACCAGGAAUGUGGCUCCCCCUGUUCUAAUACUUGUACCAAUCCCGAAAGGUCCCAGCUCUGUGAAGAUCAUUGUACAGAUGGCUGCUUUUGUCCACCAGGCACUGUGUUCGAUGACAUAAGCAGCUCUGGUUGCAUCGCUGUGAAGGACUGUCACUGUACUUACAAUGGAGACACUUAUUCUCCUGGAGCUUCUUUUGCAUCCCAGUGCACUGCAUGUACAUGUACUGGAGGCCAGUGGGCCUGUGUCAGCCUUGACUGCCCCGGAAUGUGCUCUGUUGAAGGAGGCUCCCACAUCUCCACAUUUGAUGAGAAACGUUAUUCGGUCUUUGGGGACUGUAGCUAUGUCUUAACUAAGCUCUGUGACAGUAAGGCCUUCACUGUUCUGGGAGACAUUCGAAAAUGUGGCCUGACAGACACCGAGACCUGCCUGAAAGGCAUCGCCAUCAACAUAGAUGGAGGAGAGACAGUAGUUGUGAUCAAGUCUACUGGGGUCGUGUAUGUGAAUAUGAUCCUUUCCCAGCUGCCUAUCUCAGCAUCCAAUGUCACCAUCUUCAGGCCUUCAUCCUUCUUCAUCGUUGUGGAUACAAAAUUGGGCCUCCAGUUACAGAUCCAGCUCGUGCCCAUCAUGCAAUUAUUUGUACGCUUGGACCCAACCCACAAAGAGCAGACAUGUGGUCUCUGUGGAAACUUCAACAAUGUCCAAGCAGAUGACUUCAAAGCUGCCAGUGGAGUAGUAGAAGGAACUUCAGCUGCAUUUGCCAACACGUGGAAAGCACAGGCCAAUUGUCCUGACAUCAAAAAUAUUUUCGAGAACCCAUGUACUCUCAGCAUAGAAAAUGAAAAAUAUGCUUCGCACUGGUGCGGCCUGCUGACGGACAGCAAUGGACCCUUUCAGAAGUGCCACUCUGCAGUAGAUCCUAGUGUUUUCCACACGACCUGUAUGUUUGAUACCUGCAAUUGUGAAAGGAGUGAGGACUGUAUGUGUGCUGCCCUUUCCUCCUAUGUCAGAGCCUGUGCUGCAAAGGGAGUGCUGCUGAGCGGAUGGAGAACCAGCAUCUGUACCAAAUACCAAAUGUGUCCCAAAACCCUGGUUUACCGUUACAACAUUACUUCCUGCCAACCCACCUGCCGAUCUCUGAGUGAGCCUGAUGUCACUUGCAACAUUAAGUUUACCUCCGUGGAUGGAUGCACCUGCGAAGAAGGGAUGUAUAUGGAUGAGAGUGGCAAAUGUGUACCUGCUACCAGCUGCCCCUGCUACUACAAAGGGACUCCUCUACUGUCUGGAGAAGUUAUCCAUGAAAAUGGUGUCAUAUGCACUUGCACACAGGGAAAGCUUCAGUGCAUUGGAGAAGUGAAACCACAACCAGAAUGUUUUGCUCCCAUGGUCUACUUUGACUGCACUAAUGCCACAGUAGGAGCCACUGGAGCCGAGUGUCAGAAGAGCUGUCAGACCCUUGACAUGGGAUGCUACAGCACACAGUGCGUCUCUGGCUGCAUGUGUCCCAAGGAGUUGGUGUCCGAUGGCCAAGGUGGGUGUGUAGCUGCUGAAGAGUGUCCAUGCAUUCACAAUGAAGCCACAUACAAGCCCGGGGACAGCAUCAAGGUGAAAUGUAAUACUUGUACAUGUAAGAACAGAAAGUGGGAGUGCUCCACUGAAUCCUGCCUGGCAACAUGCUCUGUUUAUGGAGAUGGUCAUUACAUCACUUUUGAUGGCAAACGCUAUAGCUUCAGUGGAGACUGUGAAUACACACUGGUCCAGGAUCAUUGCGGUAAAAACAAUUCAAAUGCAGGGACUUUCAGAGUGAUCACGGAGAACAUCCCCUGUGGCACCACCGGGACAACCUGCUCAAAAGCCAUUAAAGUCUUCAUGGGGAACUAUGAGCUGAUACUCGCUGAUGAAAAAUUUACAGUGGUACAGAGGCUUUCUGGUGGAGGUGAAGUGCCAUUCAAGGUCCGCUACAUGGGAAUCUACAUGGUGAUUGACACCACAGCUGGACUGGUCCUGUUGUGGGACAAGAAAACCAGUAUGUUCAUCAAACUCAAUGACGAAUUUAAGGGUCAAGUUUGUGGCCUCUGUGGAAACUAUGAUGGCAAUGACAUAAACGACUUCACCACCAGGAGCCAGUCUGUUGUAGGAGACGUACUGGAGUUUGGUAACAGCUGGAAGGUGUCUCCCACUUGCCCAGAUGCCCCGGGCAGCAGAGAUCCUUGUUCUACAAACCCAUAUAGGAGUUCUUGGGCCCAGAAGCAAUGUAGCAUCAUUAACAGCAAAGUGUUUGCUUCCUGCCACUCUCAGGUUGAACCAACUAAAUAUUAUGAAGCCUGCAUCUCUGAUGCCUGUGCUUGUGACACUGGGGGAGACUGUGAAUGCUUCUGUACUGCUGUAGCCGCCUAUGCUCAGGCGUGCAAUGAAGCUGGCAGUUGCAUUUCUUGGAGAACUCCAAACAUCUGCCCUCUGUUCUGUGAUUACUAUAAUCCAAAAGAGGAGUGUGAGUGGCACUACCAGCCUUGUGGCUCUCCUUGUAUGAAGACUUGCAGAAACCCAAGUGGAAAAUGCCUCCAUGAGUUACAAGGCUUGGAAGGCUGCUAUCCAAAGUGUCCAACUGAUAAGCCCUAUUUUGAUGAAGAUGAGAUGCAGUGUGUUGAUCUUCCAGCAUGUGGCUGCUUUGAUGGCAAAGGAAACCACUAUAAACCAGGAGAAAAAAUGCCUUCACAAAAGAGCUGUGAAUCAUGCUAUUGUUCCAUGGCUGGCAAACCAGAGUGCCGAUACGAUGAACUUGAAUGCCACUGCAUCUAUGAAGGGAAGAUUAGCAAGCCAGGGGAUGUCAUCUACAACACAACAGAUGGCAUUGGAGGGUGCAUCACUGCGAUUUGCAGUAAGAAUGGAACAAUAGAGAGGAAUAUCUUCCCAUGCACAACAACACCCACCACAACCACAACCACCACCACCACUGCACCAACCACUACCGUCUUUAACUUUUCCAGUACCUCUUCACCAGCAACCACUACUGCAGUGCCUGUAACAACAUCCGUUUGUGUUCAGGAAGUAUGCCAGUGGUCACAGUGGUAUGAUGUGAGCCAGCCUGGCUCUGGAGAUGAUGAUGGAGAUUUUGAUACUUUUGAAAAACUACGAGCAGAAGGAUAUAAAGUCUGCAGAGCUCCAAGGGCCGUUGCCUGCAGAGCUGAGAAAUUUCCCAAUACUCCAUUAAGUGAACUGGGCCAGAAAGUAGAAUGCAGUAAAACAGUGGGGCUAAUCUGUUACAACAAGGAUCAGCAUCCAAUGAGCUGCCACAAUUAUCAAAUCAAAAUCCAGUGUUGUAGCUUUGAACCAUGUGGCAUUACUGCAUCGACACCUGGGACUACGCACACAACAACACCAACUACUCUUCCUGUAACAACUCCUACUCCUGUAACAACACCAAAGCUACCACCUACCACAACUGUAGUAACCGAAACAACUAGCAUCUCAACUACAACCCCAACAACCACAACAGAAAUACCACGGUCAACACCUUGUAAACUCACAUGUAAAUGGACUGAAUGGUACGAUGUGCACUUUCCCACUUUGGACAACAAAGGGGAUUUUGAAACAUACGACAUCAUUAAGGCUGCAGGAAAAGAUAUAUGCCAAAAACCUGAACGUAUAGAAUGCAGGGCAGAGAAAUAUCCAGAGAAAUCUAUUGAUGAAAUUGGACAAACUGUGCAGUGCAAUGUGACAUUUGGCUUUGUCUGCAAAAAUGAAGAACAGUCAGGAAUCUUGCAGAUGUGUUAUAACUAUCAGAUCAAAGUAUACUGCUGUUAUACUGACUGCUUGACCACCACUCCAGAAACUACAACAGCAAGCACAAGUACUGUUUCAGUAACUACCACAGUUACUAGUACAACUCCAGAAACAACAUCUACAUCAAUAGUGACAACUAAGCCAAAAACAACAACAGUCACAACCACACCUUCUACUACUAAAUCUACAACCACAACUACUACAGCCACAACGUCCACUACAAUUCCAGAAACUACAACUGAAACAACACCUUCUACAACUAAAAUUAUAACCACACCCACAACAAAAGAAACAACACAUCCAACUGUGUCAACAACUACAUCAACAACCUCGCACAUUACAACAAAAGGUACAACCACAGUGUCAACUACUUCUGAAGCAACAACACUAACCACAACACCUCCAACUACAACACAGUCACCAACAACAGUAACAACUGUUCCAGAGACAACAAAAAGUUUAGAAACGACAACAAUUUCAACAACAGCCCCUUCGACACCUGAACAAUGCACAAAGGAAGUUUGUGAAUGGUCACAGUGGUAUGAUAUAAGUUACCCAGGAUCCGCACCAGAUGAUGGAGAUUUUGAUACAUUUAAGAAUAUAAGAGCCAAAGGAUACAAAGUCUGUAAGGCACCAAAAAAUGUUGAAUGCAGAGCAGAAAGAUAUCCUGAUACACCACUAAAUGAAUUAGAGCAAAAAGUUACUUGUAGUAAAACAGAAGGACUCAUAUGUUACAACAAAGAACAACUUCCACCAAUUUGCUAUAAUUAUGAGAUAAGAAUUGAAUGCUGUGAAAAAAUAAUUGUACCAUGUCCAACAACCAGACCGCUAACAACUACAAAGCCUUUAACUACAACCUCACAAACAACGACCACCAGCAAAACAACCACAACAGCAUCAACACCAAUAAGUACUACCAAAGAAAAGACUAUUAUUACACAAACUCAGACAACUACACAGCCAUCAAAAGCACCGCUACUAAAUGGAACAACAUCAAUCACAACUAAACCUCUACAAACAACAAAAGUCACAACAAGGACAACACCAUUAAUUACUACAAAACCUGAAACACCGAAAACUAAGCCGACAACUGAAGUUACAACAACGAAGCCAGGAACAACUACAAAAUUGCAAACCACCACAACACAAACAACGGAAACAACCACCAGUCUCAUCACAACAACAAAAGCAACCACCACACCUGUGGUAGUAAGCACGACUUUGCCUAGAAUGACACCAGAAAGGACUACAAUGGUGACAACCACCAGUGCCACCACCACUCCCAAACCAACCAUUACAGUUCCAGAAACGACCACCACCACACCAGUAACAACUACAGAACCCAAAACCACUACAAAACAGCCAACAACGACACCAACCACCACACCUCGGCCAGUAAGCACAACCACCUUGCCCACGACCACUGUACCAGUCACCACAACAACUACCGAGACGACUACCACCUCUCCAGAAACAACAACGUGUGGACCUAUAUGUCACUGGACCGACUGGUUUGAUGUUGACUAUCCCACUUCUGGACCAAACGGGGGUGACAUUGAGACAUAUAACAACAUCCGAGAUGCGGGUGGCAAGAUCUGUGCCAAGCCAUCAAACAUCCAGUGCAGGGCUGAAAAUCACCCUGACCUCAGCCUUGACCAACUCGAUCAGAUAGUAGAGUGUAAUGUUGACUCUGGACUAGUUUGCAGGAAUGAUGAACAAAUUGGGAGAUUCAAGCAGUGCUUGAAUUAUGAGAUACGGGUGUUGUGCUGUGAAGUAAACCCACGUUGCCCACCUACAACCAUCCCAACUACCACCACUCCUAAACCAACCACUACUGCUCCAGAAACAACCACCACCACACCAGUAACAACUACUGCACCCAAAACCACCACAACACAACCAACAACGACAACCACCACCACUCCCAAACCCACCACUACAGCUCCAGAAACAACCACCACCACACCAGUAACAACUACUGCACCCAAAACCACCACAACACAACCAACAACCACCACCACCACCACUCCCAAACCAACCACUACUGCUCCAGAAACAACAACCACAACACCAGUAACAACUACAGCACCAAAAACCACCACAACACAACCAACAACGACAACCACCACCACCACCACCACACCUCGGCCAGUAAGCACAACCACCUUGCCCACAACCACUGUGCCAGUCACCACCACAACAACUGAAACGACUACCACCUCUCCAGAAACAACAACCUGUGGACCAAUAUGUCAGUGGACUGAUUGGUUUGAUGUUGACUAUCCCACAUCUGGACCUAACGGGGGUGACAUUGAGACAUAUAACAAGAUCCGGGCUGCAGGAGGAAAGAUCUGUGCCAAGCCAUCAAACAUCCAGUGCAGGGCUGAAAAUCACCCUGGCCUCAGCCUUGACCAGCUUGGUCAGAAAGUUGAGUGUAAUGUUGAUUCUGGACUGGUUUGCAAGAAUGAUGAGCAAAUUGGGAAAAUCAGGCAGUGCUUGAAUUAUGAGAUACGGGUGUUGUGCUGUGAAGUAAACCCACGUUGCCCACCUACAACCAUCCCAACCACCACCACUCCCAAACCCACCACUACAGCUCCAGAAACAACCACCACGACACCAGUAACAACUACAGUACCCCAAACCACCACAACACAGCCAACAACGACAACCACCACCACUACCACUCCCAAACCAACUACUACAGCUCCAGAAACAACCACCACCACACCAAUAACAACUACAGCACCCAAAACAACCACAACGCAACCAACAACGACAACCACCACCACCACCACACCUCGGCCAGUAAGCACAACCACCUUGCCCACGACCACUGUACCAAUCACCACAACUACCGAGACGACUACCACCUCUCCAGAAACAACAACCUGUGGACCUAUAUGUCAGUGGACCGACUGGUUUGAUGUUGACUAUCCCACUUCCGGACCUAACGGGGGUGACAUUGAGACAUAUAACAAGAUCCGUGCUGCAGGAGGGAAGAUCUGUGCCAAGCCAUCAAACAUCCAGUGCAGGGCUGAAAAUCACCCUGGCCUCAGCCUUGACCAGGUUGGUCAGAAAGUUGAGUGUAAUGUUGAUUCUGGACUGGUUUGCAAGAAUGAUGAGCAAAUUGGGAAAAUCAGGCAGUGCUUGAAUUAUGAGAUACGGGUGUUGUGCUGUGAAGUAAACCCACGUUGCCCACCUACAACAGUCCCAACCACCACCACUCCCAAACCAACCACUACUGCUCCAGAAACAACAACCACCACACCAGUAACAACUACUGCACCCAAAACCACCACAACACAAGCAAUAACGACAACCACCACCACUCCCAAACCAACCACUACAGCUCCAGAAACAACCACCACCACACCAGUAACAACUACAGCACCCAGAACCACCACAACACAACCAACAACAACAACCACCACCACUCCCAAACCAACCACUACUGCUCCAGAAACAACAACCACAACACCAGUCACAACUACAGCACCAAAAACCACCACAACACAACCAACAACCACCACCACCACCAGCACCACUCCCAAACCAACCACUACUGCUCCAGAAACAACAACCACAACACCAGUCACAACUACAGCACCAAAAACCACCACAACACAACCAACAACGACAACAACCACCACCACCACACCUCGGCCAGUAAGCACAACCACCUUGCCCACAACCACUGUGCCAGUCACCACCACAACAACUGAGACGACUACCACCUCUCCAGAAACAACAACCUGUGGACCAAUAUGUCAGUGGACUGACUGGUUUGAUGUUGACUAUCCCACAUCUGGACCUAACGGGGGUGACAUUGAGACAUAUAACAAGAUCCGGGCUGCAGGAGGAAAGAUCUGUGCCAAGCCAUCAAACAUCCAGUGCAGGGCUGAAAAUCACCCUGACCUCCGCCUUGACCAGGUUGGUCAGAAAGUUGAGUGUAAUGUUGAUUCUGGACUGGUGUGCAAGAAUGAUGAGCAAAUUGGGAAAUUUAAGCAGUGCUUGAAUUAUGAGAUACGGGUGUUGUGCUGUGAAGUAAACCCACAUUGCCCACCUACAACCAUCCCAACCACCACCACUCCCAAACCAACCACGACAGCUCCAGAAACAACCACCACCACACCAGUAACAACUACAGCACCGAAAACCACCACAACACAACCAACAACGACAACCACCACCACCACCACACCUCGGCCAGUAAGUACAACCACCUUGCCCACAACCACUGUGCCAGUCACCACCACAACAACUGAGACAACUACCACCCCUCCAGAAACAACAACUUGUGGACCUAUAUGUCACUGGACCGACUGGUUUGAUGUUGACUAUCCCACUUCCGGACCAAACGGGGGUGACAUUGAGACGUACAACAAGAUCCGUGAUGCAGGAGAGAAGAUCUGUGCCAAACCAUCAAACAUCCAGUGCAGGGCUGAAAAUGACCCUGACCUCCGCCUUGACCAGGUUGGUCAAGUUGUCGAGUGUAAUGUUGACUCUGGACUGGUGUGCAAGAAUGAUGAGCAAAUUGGGAAAUUUAAGCAGUGCUUGAAUUAUGAGAUACGGGUGUUGUGCUGUGAAGUAAACCCACGUUGCCCACCUACAACCAUCCCAACCACCACCACUCCCAAACCAACCACGACAGCUCCAGAAACAACUACCACCACACCAGUAACAACUACAGCACCAAAAACCACCACAACACAACCAACAACGACAACCACCACCACUACCACACCUCGGCCAGUAAGUACAACCACCUUGCCCACAACCACUGUGCCAGUCACUACCACAACAACUGAGACGACUACCACCCCUCCAGAAACAACAACUUGUGGACCUAUAUGUCACUGGACCGACUGGUUUGAUGUUGACUAUCCCACUUCCGGACCAAACGGGGGUGACAUUGAGACGUACAACAAGAUCCGUGAUGCAGGAGAGAAGAUCUGUGCCAAACCAUCAAACAUCCAGUGCAGGGCUGAAAAUGACCCUGACCUCCGCCUUGACCAGGUUGGUCAAGUUGUCGAGUGUAAUGUUGACUCUGGACUGGUGUGCAAGAAUGAUGAGCAAAUUGGGAAAUUUAAGCAGUGCUUGAAUUAUGAGAUACGGGUGUUGUGCUGUGAAGUAAACCCACGUUGCCCACCUACAACCAUCCCAACCACCACCACUCCCAAACCAACCACGACAGCUCCAGAAACAACCACCACCACACCAGUAACAACUACAGCACCAAAAACCACCACAACACAACCAACAACGACAACCACCACCACUACCACACCUCGGCCAGUAAGUACAACCACCUUGCCCACAACCACUGUGCCAGUCACUACCACAACAACUGAGACGACUACCACCCCUCCAGAAACAACAACUUGUGGACCUAUAUGUCACUGGAGCGACUGGUUUGAUGUUGACUAUCCCACUUCCGGACCAAACGGGGGUGACAUUGAGACAUACAACAAGAUCCGUGAUGCAGGAGAGAAGAUCUGUGCCAAACCAUCAAACAUCCAGUGCAGGGCUGAAAAUGACCCUGACCUCCGCCUUGACCAGGUUGGUCAAGUUGUCGAGUGUAAUGUUGACUCUGGACUGGUGUGCAAGAAUGAUGAGCAAAUUGGGAAAUUUAAGCAGUGCUUGAAUUAUGAGAUACGGGUGUUGUGCUGUGAAGUAAACCCACGUUGCCCACCUACAACCAUCCCAACCACCACCACUCCCAAACCAACCACGACAGCUCCAGAAACAACCACCACCACACCAGUAACAACUACAGCACCAAGAACCACCACAACACAACCAACAACGACAACCACCACCACCACCACACCUCGGCCAGUAAGUACAACCACCUUGCCCACAACCACUGUGCCUGUCACCACCACAACAACUGAGACGACUACCACCUCUCCAGAAACAACAACUUGUGGACCUAUAUGUCACUGGACCGACUGGUUUGAUGUUGACUAUCCCACUUCCGGACCAAACGGGGGUGACAUUGAGACAUACAACAAGAUCCGUGAUGCAGGAGAGAAGAUCUGUGCCAAACCAUCAAACAUCCAGUGCAGGGCUGAAAAUGACCCUGACCUCCGCCUUGACCAGGUUGGUCAAGUUGUCGAGUGUAAUGUUGAUUCUGGACUGGUUUGCAAGAAUGAUGAGCAAAUUGGGAAAUUUAAGCAGUGCUUGAAUUAUGAGAUACGGGUGUUGUGCUGUGAAGUAAACCCACGUUGCCCACCUACAACGAUCCCAACCACCACCACUCCCAAACCAACCACGACAGCUCCAGAAACAACCACCACCACACCAGUAACAACUACAGCACCCAUAACCACCACAACACAGCCAACCACCACUACCACCACCACUCCCAAACCAACCACUACUGCUCCAGAAACAACAACCACAACACCAUUAACAACUACAGUACCCAAAACCACCACAACACAACCAACAACGACAACCACCACACCUCGGCCAGUAAGCACAACCACCUUGCCCACAACCACUGUGCCUGUCAGCACCACCACUACUGAGACGACUACCACCUCUCCAGAAACAACAACUUGUGGACCUAUAUGUCAGUGGACCGACUGGUUUGAUGUUGACUAUCCCACAUCUGGACCUAACGGGGGUGACAUUGAGACGUAUAACAAAAUUCGGGCUGUAGGAGGGAAAAUCUGUGCCAAGCCAUCAAACAUCCAGUGCAGGGCUGAAAAUCACCCUGACCUCCGCCUUGACCAGCUUGGUCAGAAAGUUGAGUGUAAUGUUGAUUCUGGACUGGUUUGCAAGAAUGAUGAGCAAAUUGGGAAAUUCAGGCAGUGCUUGAAUUAUGAGAUACGGGUGUUGUGCUGUGAAGUAAACCCACGUUGCCCACCUACAACCAUCCCAACCACCACCACUCCCAAACCAACCACGACAGUACCAGUAACACCAACUGCCUGUUUCUGCAAGAUUAAUGAAACCAUUUACAGACGUGGUGAUACGAUUUACAAUAAAACAGACAGUGAUGGUUGCCUUUUCACUGCUGUUUGUAGUAAAACAUGUUCUGUUGAGAGAUCCAAAGGUCCAUGCAAACUAACAACACCAAAACCCACUCCGACAGUUGUUGUCACAACCCCCACCCCCACCACUACCAUUGCCACUACCACUACCACCACUGAGCAACCUGGAUGCCCAGAUGCUAAACCACCCUUAAAGACUGGCGACAAAUGGGUAUCGAACUGCACCGUAUCAACUUGUGAGGGAAACAAUAAAAUUUCUGUAAAGCAAGUACAGUGUCCACCAGUGAGGAAUAUUGUUUGUGAAAAUGGGUACCCACCAAUCAAAGUCUUCAGUGAAGAUGGCUGCUGUUAUCACUAUGAAUGUGAAUGUGUUUGUAGCGGCUGGGGUGAUCCUCACUAUAUCACAUUUGAUGGAACGUACUACACUUUCCUGGACAACUGCACAUAUGUGUUGGUGCAGCAGAUUACACCUAAAUACGACAACUUCAGGAUUCUAAUUGAUAAUUACUUCUGUGAUGCUGAAGAUGGACUUUCAUGCCCUCAGUCUAUCAUUGUUUACUACAAAACUUCAGUGGUAGUGCUAACCCGCAAACUCUUUGAUGGUGUGGAAGCUAACAAGAUCUACUUCGAUGGUAAGAUUGUCAACCCAGGCUUCCAGAAAGACGGCAUUUUUGUCUCCAUGGUUGGUGUGAACAUGGUAGUUGAGAUUCCUGAGCUUGGGGCUGUCAUCACCUUCAGCGGUUUGAUCUUCUCAAUAAAACUUCCAUAUAGCAAAUUUGGCAACAACACCGAAGGACAGUGUGGUACCUGUACAAAUGACAGAAAAGAUGAAUGUCGCUUACCAACUGGCGAGAUAACUAGUUGUCCCUACAUGGCUCCCCAUUGGAAAGUCGAUGAUGAGAAGAAGAACUACUGCAAAAACAAAACAGUACUUCCUGUCACACCAACACCAGCAGUACCUUGCAAACCUUCCCCUGUUUGUGAUAUAAUUCUGAGCGAAGUCUUCUCUGAUUGCCAUCAAAUCAUACCUCCAAAGCCCUUCCACCAAGGUUGCUCCUUUGAUUCUUGCCACAUAGUCAAUACCACCAUGCAGUGUUCAGGCUUAGAGAUAUAUGCUUCACUCUGUGCCUCUAAAGGUGUUUGCAUUGACUGGAGAGCGAAGACUAAUGGUUCAUGCCCAUACAGCUGUCCUGAAGGCAAAGUAUAUGACCCAUGUGGCCCUAUCAACCCUCCCACAUGUGAUAAUAGCAGGGCUAGUCAGCAUAAUGGCACUGGCAUAGUUGAAGGUUGCUUCUGUGCUCCUGGAACCAAGCUCUUCAACUCCUACAAUGAUAUCUGUGUAGAACAAUGUGGUUGUACUGGACCAGACGGGAUGCCCAAAGAGCCUGGAGCAAGCUGGAUCAGCAACUGCCAGGAGUGUACUUGUGAAAAAUAUACUCUUAAAGUGCAGUGUACACCAAAGAUAUGUGCAACACCUGUCCCAGAACGUUGUGAAUUUGAAGGCUUUGUGCCUGUCAGUGUCACAACACCUGAAGAUAAAUGCUGUCCUCAGAUGAAAUGUGUAUGCAACACUAGUUACUGUCCUGAAUCUGUUGAGACCUGUCCAGUAGGAUAUGAAUUAAAACAACAAAAGCUGCCAGGAGAUUGCUGCAUUAAAGCCACUUGUGUGAAAAUACCCGGCUGUAUUGACAAAGACAUAUUCUACAAACCUGGAGCAGUUGUUCCAAGAGGCCUCUGUGAAACGUGCAGAUGUUCUGUUGAGCAAGAUCCAGAAAGCCAAAUAAACACGGUGGAAUGUGUGUCACAAGCAUGUGACAAAAACUGCCCAGUGGCCCAAGAAUACAAGGAAAUCCCUGGACAAUGCUGUGGUAAAUGCUCAGCGGUAGCAUGUGUUAUAAAAGAGGGAUCCAGUGUUCAGGUUAUCAAGCCUGGGGAGAUUUGGCAUCAUCCAGGAAACAACUGCACAACUUAUGAAUGUGAAUUGAUUGAGGACCAGUAUAUUCCUGUCCCUACCAAAAGACCCUGCGCUCCACUUAACUGCCCACCUGAGAAUGUGAGACUGAGUGAAGAUGGCUGCUGCAAGGUGUGCGGACCUCCACCGGGAGAUUGUAUUCCAAAGAACAUCACAAGUCUCAUCAGACAUAAUGGAUGUGAAGCUACUGAACCUGUCGAAUUACGGUACUGCGAAGGCCACUGUGGCAGUUCUUCAAUAUACUCUUCUGAGGCUAACACAUUGGAUCACACAUGUGCAUGCUGUAAGGAAAGCAAAACCAGCAAGAGGCAAGUGACACUGAUGUGCCCUGAUCGCUCCACCAUUGAAUAUUCAUACAUCCAUGUUGACUCAUGUGAGUGUGUGAGCAAUCAAUGUGAUGUGAAGCCCAGCCCAACACCAGGAGAGCAAGAACAGCAGCAGCAGCAGCAGGAAGAACAGCAGCAACAGCAGCAGGAAGAGCAGCAGCAGCAGCAGCAGCAGCAAGAAGAACAGCAGCUUGGCCAGAAAUAAAAACAGGAGCCAGGACUGACCUAGACAUUUUUUAAAUGACCAACACCAAUAAUUAACAGAAGAUAAAUUAAAAUGAAUCUUGCUGUUUUGAAAUAAAAAGUAUCCAAGGCAGCAACUUGAACAUACAGAUGAAUUUCUCUUCUUCUAAAUCUACUCUUGGCAGAAAAGUAUUUUCUUUUCUUUGGGGUGCCAAACAAUUAGAAGUUCUAGGUGACACUUUUCUUGGGGCAAGGCCUUUGUGAGACUACACUGUGCAGUUACAAAUAACUUGGAGAGGAAAGUAUUUGGCAUGAUAAAAGGUUAGGGUGGGAGACAAAAAAAGGAUUUUAGCUUGAACUCUUGUGAAGUUAUGAUGCCAAUAUUAACAAAGCAUUGGUACAGACACUGGCAUUUCUAAUACACCCAGAAGAAUUUCCUCCACCAAGUAGCACAAGCCAGCCAUAACUUUGGAGCAGAAAGAGCUACUCAUAGUGUCCAGUUCCAUUACAGUUCCAUUGGUCAACAUGGUCUGUUCUCUAUCACCUUUGCAAAAGUUAGAUCUCACUUUCAUAACUUGGUCAGCCUUUUUUGUGUUUUUUUCCCAAGUUCCUUUUUCUACAAACUUCAACCUCUCAAAGGCUGUGGGGCUAUAAUACUCAGAUAUUAUUUGUAGAUCUAUUUUUGUACAAAAAAACUCCCCAUGAAGUAUGGCUGCUGCUGAAGAAGACUGUUUACAUGCUAUCAUCAGCAUAUUAAUUGUAUGAAGAUCUGGAUUUUUUAAAAUAUAAAUGUUUACAAAAUGAACAUAAGAUAUAUAGAUAUAUUUGCCGAAUUGUCAUAUGAAGAACUUUUUAAACCAAAGUAGUAAAUAUCAAUAAUAUAAAUUCUGUUCUAGGACAAUGAAUUAUUUUUUAACGUUGUACCAUUACUAUUUAUUUGUUUCUGGAAAAUAGACUAUUUUCUUCUGUAUUAGCACCAUCUGUCAAAUGAUGCCUGGUUGAGGGAUAUCUUUACCUUUUGCUGUUUUUAUUUGUUUCUUAAAGAGAACAGUUUCAAUGAUUAAUAAAAUUUUAGCAUUUUGCA